UCCCUUUUCCCCUCAAAUCCAUCCUCCAACCAUUUCUUCACACACUCCUCCCUCUCUGCUCACCAACCACCACCACCACCACCACCAUUCUGGUUGUUCUUUUCCAGAGAGAGAGAGGAAAUGGAUAAAACUUCAGUUGCAGUACUACUUUGUGUUCUUUCUGUUGUGUCUUUGGUUACUCUGAAGGUUGAUGCAAGAAUCCCUGGUGUUUAUCAAGGUGGCGGCUGGCAAUCUGCUCAUGCUACCUUCUACGGCGGAAGUGAUGCCUCUGGCACCAUGGGUGGUGCUUGUGGGUAUGGAAAUCUAUACAGUCAAGGUUAUGGAGUACAAACAGCGGCACUAAGUACAGCAUUAUUCAACAAUGGUUUGAGUUGUGGUUCAUGUUUUGAACUGAAAUGUGCUAAUGAUCCACAAUGGUGUCAUUCCGGCAGUCCGUCGAUUUUGAUUACGGCAACUAAUUUCUGUCCACCCAAUUUCGCACAAGCUAGUGAUAAUGGUGGUUGGUGUAACCCUCCUCGUCCACACUUUGAUCUUGCUAUGCCUAUGUUCUUGAAGAUUGCUCAGUACCGUGCCGGGAUUGUUCCUGUUGCUUAUCGCCGUGUGCCAUGUAGAAAGAAGGGAGGAAUAAGGUUCACACUGAAUGGAUUCAGGUACUUCAACUUGGUUCUAGUAUCCAACGUCGCCGGUGCCGGUGACAUCGUACGUGUAAGCGUCAAAGGCUCAAGAACAGGAUGGAUGACAUUGAGUAGAAACUGGGGACAGAACUGGCAGUCAAAUUCAGUACUAGUAGGCCAAUCGCUUUCGUUUAGAGUAACAGGUAGUGAUCAUCGUACAUCGACUUCUUGGAAUAUCGUUCCGGCAAACUGGCAGUUCGGACAGACGUUCACCGGAAAGAAUUUCCGGGUUUGAAAAACAACUAAUUGGAAUCAAAAACUUUAACUUGGCGCCAUUUUGAUUUUUUCUUUUUGUGGUGUGUGAUGACAACAACAAAGUGAAAGUGAAAAUCAAUAGCAUAAAGAAGAGUACUUAAAGUAUAAGUAGAGUUGUGUAUUUAGUUAAAGAAAAUAGAAGAAAUGGUGGAGGGGAAUUUGAAUGUUAAUGGCGGUAAAGCUUAAGCUGUAGAGGUUGCUGAGAAAAAACCCACAGUUUUAGCUAUGGAUUAUAUUAUAGUUUAAGGUAUAGUAGUGAUUGAUGAUUAUGAUUAAGAAUUGAGAUUAAUCAACUAAGUGUGGCUAUUUUUCUUGUUUUAGUUUUUCAAAUUUUCAACUUCUUAUAAAGAAGCAUUUGUAUUACAUUA
Molecule: messenger RNA, 1297 nt
Organism: Papaver somniferum (opium poppy)
Lineage: Eukaryota; Viridiplantae; Streptophyta; Magnoliopsida; Ranunculales; Papaveraceae
Product: expansin-A4-like
Exons: 3
Coding region: 121-909 (262 amino acids)
Biological process (GO): plant-type cell wall organization
Cellular component (GO): extracellular region
Source: RefSeq, a predicted model, not a curated record